AUGGAAGAAACACCAGGACCAUCAUAUGGUAAUAUGGCUAAUGAGCCUAGCCAAAAUGUGCUUCCCCAGACGUGUUACGCUGCUGUAGAGCCUCAAUUAGAGGUUCAAAUCAAUUCUGAUGUAAAUUUGCUUCCAAGUACAAGCAAUAUUAAUGAAACUGGUGAAAACCAGGGCACAAAUGAUGAUUUUUCAGAAAUCUUGGGCGAAGAUCCGUCUACUUCUGUUGCAUAUGGCCCAGAUAUCCACAAAGAAGUAGCUUCUAGAUUCACCUACAUAGCCACUAAAGGGCUAGAUAAAGAAGCACGAAAAAAUCUAGUAGAAAAGUUUCAAAUACCCAAUAAUUCUAAAUUCAUAGCUGCACCAAAGCUUAAUGCUGAACUAAAAGCUGCCAUAAUCGACACGGCUGUAAAACGUGACAAGUCUAUUGAAAUCAAACAAUGCGAGAUAGCAGCAGCUAUCUCUUCGCUGGGGACUAUUAUCUCUAAUGAAAUCAAGUCGGGCUCGGAUAAAGAGCUUAUACAAAGUCUGAUGGACAUGGGUCGACUACUAUGUGAUAUUCAAUAUAACCAGUCCUUAUGCAGAAGAAGCCUUAUUUUAGGUCAUGUAAGGAAGGAAUUAAGAGACCAUCUUUCUUCAACUAAUAUAGAGGAAAACCUCUUUGGACAAAAUUUUAUUGAAACUAUAAAAACUGCAAAGGCAGUUUCUAAAUCAAGCUCUGAUCUUAAACCAGAAGCACGCGAGGCCCACUACUCGCAGGCAGCAGACGGGCCAAACGCCACGCCAACAACAGCCUGCUGCGGCACGGACCAGACCUGUGACACAGAGAAGGAACGGUCAACCUUACUCGAGGUCAUCCAAACAAAACCGCCGUCAGUAGACGAGGUGUGUUAUGCAGAAAUAUUCUCUGACGCCUCAACUACGGGGUGGGGUGCCAGCUGUGGAGACCAAAGGGAUAGCGGCAGAUGGUCACAAGAGGAAAUUCACUUUCAUAUAAAUCAAUUGGAACUUCUUGCAGCAUAUUUUGCCCUAAAGAUAUUCUCAAAAAAUUACAGUAACUGUAAUAUUUUAAUGAGGGUUGAUAAUACAACAGCUAUUAGCUACAUCAAUCGUAUGGGAGGUAUACAAUAUCCUCAUCUUUCAAAGGUAGCAAGGGACAUUUGGCAGUGGUGUGAACCAUCGGAACAUCCACAGAAACAUUACCCUGGUUGCAGGGAUUUUGUCAGGACAGCGUUGUUACAACGAGAAAUCCCAAGUGCUUCAGCUGAUAUAAUUUUAGCUUCUAUAUCAGAAAGUACCUUAAAACAAUAUGAUGUAUGCUACAAAAAAUGGUAUGAUUUUUGUGUUACUAAUAUGAUAAAUAUGUUUGAACCUUCAGUUCCUAUGAUUAUACAAUUUCUUACCAAGAUUUUUGUAGAUGGUGCCCAAUAUGGGACUAUCAAUUCAUAUAGAUCUGCUCUUUCUUUUAUCAUUAAAAAAUUACCUGAUGAUGAUAGGAUUUCCAGGUUUUGUAAGGGUGUGUUUAAAUUAAGACCGUCAUUACCACGUUAUACCUUUACUUGGGAUGCAGGUGUCACAAUUAACUAUUUAGCAACAUUAUUUCCAAAUGAAAAUUUGACACUUGAACAGUUAACUAAGAAGUGUGUUACUCUGUUGGCCCUAGUCACUGCACACAGAGUGCAAACAUUGUCGAAAAUUAAAUUAAAUGAAAUAGUCUAUUGUAAUGAUAAAAUAAUGAUUAAAAUCUGUGAUUUAAUCAAAACUUCAAGACCAGGUAUGAAACAACCAUUAUUAUACCUACCUUAUUAUUGUGAACGUCCUGAGAUUUGUCCUGCUAGUACAUUAAGAGCUUACAUAGACAGGUCUAAAGAUAUUAUAAGACCAGAAAAUUAUCUUUUUGUCAGCUUUAGAAAACCAUAUAAAAAUGUAUCUCCUCAGACGCUCUCUCGUUGGAUUAAAAUUACAUUACAGGAUAGUGGGAUUGACGUUUCCAUAUUUAAGUCUCACAGUACAAGACAUGCAGCAACUUCUAUGGCCAAGAAAAUGGGCAUUAAUAUAGAUAAUAUCAGACAAGCUGCUGGAUGGAGCGGCAAUUCCUCUACCUUUGCUAGGUUCUAUGAUAGACCUAUUAUUGACAAAGACAACCUGGCUUUGGCAAAUACGCUGUGUUCCUUAUAA
This is a messenger RNA of Aricia agestis (brown argus), 2175 nucleotides long. RefSeq lists its product as uncharacterized. The record is from RefSeq and is a predicted model, not a curated record. NCBI's taxonomy places the organism in Eukaryota, Metazoa, Arthropoda, Insecta, Lepidoptera, Lycaenidae. Gene Ontology annotation, molecular function: DNA binding. The transcript has 5 exons. The coding region runs from base 1 to 2175 and encodes 724 amino acids. Gene Ontology annotation, biological process: DNA integration; DNA recombination.